Messenger RNA from Trichomonas vaginalis G3, 1239 nucleotides. Its product is annotated as spectrin binding. NCBI's taxonomy places the organism in Eukaryota, Parabasalia, Trichomonadida, Trichomonadidae. The record is from RefSeq and is a predicted model, not a curated record. Bases 1 to 1239 code for a protein of 412 amino acids. The transcript has a single exon.
AUGGCAGGAUCCAAACAGACUGAAACUAUCAAAGGGGAAGUCAACGAUAUUGUCCAAUCAAUUAGAAGCAAAGAAAAUCCAACUGAAUUUACCCAAGAACCAGUGAAAUUGGUUCUAGAAAAUAUCGAAACUUCAAAUACAACCGAAAAUGAAGAAAUAAUUCCAGAACAAGAAGAAAAGGAAGUCGUCAACCAAGAGCCUGUGCUAGAGUCAAUAUCGAUUGAUAACAUUUUGAUCAGCGAAAAACCAAAAGAUGAGACAUCUCAAGAUUAUGCUAUAAAACAAAUAGAAAAGUCCGAACUAUUAUACAAAAAGCUCGGAGUUGUUGCAUAUAAUAACGUUCCCUUUUGCGGAAUCUGCAGAGAAAACUUUUCUACUUCAAUGGAGCUUUUAAUCCAUUGUUUCGAGAAACAUCCGUUCGAACUAACCGACGAACUACGCAACUUAUCAUAUCUGCUAGGAAAUUUCCCAACAUAUCCAACAGAUUCCCAAAUUUACGAAAAAUCCGUUGAUUUACACUUUGAUUUAUUAUUUAAACCACCAAUCGAGAUACCAGAAAAGCCUACAGCCGAGUUAUUCCUUAACGUUCCACGAUUUUUCGGUGAAUUAAUUAUAGAAUUAUUUGGCUGCGACAUUCCUGAAGAAGAACGCUGCAGAAUACCAAAAUCCAACUGGAAUGAUGAAGUAGUGUGGCUACAACUCCCUUACAAGAUCCCAUUCUUGUUUAUGACGAACGGAAAUAAAAUGAAAAUCGGUUUUAUCGAAACUCCACAAGUUUCUGCCGAAACAGCACGAAGUCUCUUGAAGUCCGUACUCAAUGUAAUCUCAAAGAACCAAUUUUUGGUAAUUCAACUGAAUAAUAUUGCCAAAAGUUCGUUUUCUAUCGAUGACAUCAAAUCAUUGAGUUCAACAUAUGAUGUAAGGAUCUUAGUUAAGCGAGAUGAUCACAAUAACUCCUCAUCAAUAAUUUUAUUUAUUUAUUCGACCAACUGGACAACGGAAAGGGCCAACACAAUAACAUCUGUUAUUAAUGAGUACUUUAAGAAGUCAAUUCUUUAUCAAUGCACCAUUUGUAAAGAAUUUUUCAAACUUGGCGAACAAACUCUUUGCACAAAUGCCCAAAUGGGUGUUCUUGUAAUCAGCCGCAAAGUUCCUCAUAGCCCAUCUGAAAAUCCAGCUUCUUCAAUGACAAGUGAGUUAUUGAAAUCAAUGGAUGUAAUUAAGAAGUUUGAGAUAUAA